CUAGUGUCUGCCAUCUUUGAUUUUUUUGGGGACAGGCCGCGGCGCGAGCGGGGCCUCACUCAAGCAGAAAAACGGUCAGGCACGAGAUAACGGAGCCACGGGACGAACCGAGAACACCGCGCGCCGCCUCCCGCACCAAAGGCCGAGCUCACGAGGACAGACCGGCGGCUAGAAGCGGCGGGGGACGCACAAAGCAACCAGCCCCCCCCUCGCAUGUGGACAGCGGUUUGUUGGCAGCUAGCGACCAGAGCUAAGCGGGGCUAGCCAGCUUUUGUAAUCCGCCGGCCAGACAGACACUCGUUCACCUCCGACCAGGCCGAAACCGGAUUCGGAGCGGGGGGCACGGGACCUUACAGGAGGCCGGGGACACAGCUGCGGCGGCAGGAGGCUGGUUCUGCGGGCGAGGCCAAAGGACCAGACUCAAUGAGUUUCCAGCGAAAUGUCAGAGAAGUCAGGGCAGAGCACCAAGGCAAAGGAUGGCAAAACAAAGUAUGCGACCCUUAGCCUCUUCAACACCUACAAAGGCAAAUCUCUGGAGACCCAGAAAACUGCUGUGGCUGCCAGACAUGGCCUCCAGAGUUUGGGCAAAGUUGCUGUCAGCCGGCGCAUGCCCCCUCCAGCUAACCUGCCCAGCCUGAAGGCGGAGAACAAGGGGAACGACCCCAACGUCAACAUCGUCCCCAAAGACGGUAGCGGCUGGGCGUCCAGAGCUGAGGCGGGAGAGGAGAGGCAACAGGAAACCCCCCCACCGCAAAGCAAACCAGCACCACUCCAGUCACAAGAGCCGUCUACAGGGGGAAGCCGCUCCUGGGCAAACAACAAGCCGCCGCAGCUCGAUGGAUCUCCUCGUGUAAGCACCCAUUUUCAUCAAGAGUUUCCCAGCCUGCAGGCAGCUGGUGAAGCAGAGAAAGGGGACGGUCAAGAUGAAGAGCCUUAUGGACCGGGCCCAAGCCUCAGACCACAAAAUGUUGGCAGUUGGCGUGAAGGCGGAGGCAGGAAUUUGAACACUGCAUCCAGCCCCCCUGAGAUGGACACCAAGCCUCAGGAGGAGGGCAGCACAAGCCUCGGUACCUCCACUCCUCCCGUUGAAGCCGAGGAAGCCGGCCGAAACACUACAACCGAAGUCCAACGGGAGAAAAGGGAUGGGCGAGAGAGGUGCCCCCCCGCCGCUGCCCCCCCUCAGCCUAAACUUAACGGGGGGCAGCAGCCUCCUGCAGGGGUGCCAACCCACUUUGACCCGGCAUUCAGGAGCAUGAUGCCACCUUAUAUGUUCCACGCCUACCCACAGAUGUCGUUUGCCCCAGGCCAGGGCAACUUCAGAUACCCCGUGCCUCAGGAGGGGGGGAAGAUCCUCAGGGGUUCCCGUCCGGCACGGCCCCAGCAGCCGCCCCCCCAGGCCUGGCUCCAAGACCCCGACAGACCCUCCAUCAUCAGUGCAACAGAGCUGAAGGAGCUCGACAAUUUAGACACGGAUACUGAUGAAGGCUGGGCAGGAGCUCAGAUGGAGGUCGACUACACCGAGAAACUGAACUUCAGCGACGACGAGGAAAACCAAGCUGCUAAAGACAAAGAAAACUGGGAGUGGAUGAGAUCGCGGGCUUCAGAAAACCAAGAGAGCUGGAAGGAGGGAUCUGAAGAGCGCGGGGGAACCAAGACCUCCUGGGCUGACAGCGUAGAUCCUAGGGCGCCAUCACCUGGCAGUGUGGGGCAGUACAGUAAAUCAGCUACUUCACAGGACUACCAGGGCGGCGCGCGGCCGGUCGGCAGCGGUGCCGCGCGGGGGAGCAAACCGCAGGCGGCUGUGGCACCGGGAGCCGACGAGGACUCUGACGCUUGGCGGCAGAAGCGAAAGAAGCAGUCUGAGGUCUCUGAAGCUGUGGAGCGAGCGAGGCGCAGGAGAGAGGAAGAGGAGCGGCGCAUGGAGGAGCAGAGGCUCGCCGCCUGUGCUGAAAAACUGAAGCGUCUGAAUGAAAAACACCGACAGGCCAACGAGGCCAAAGCCGCCAGUGAGCCGAGCGCCAACGAAGAAUCAGCAGCUGCCGGGGAGGAAGUGUCGUCGGCGUCCGUUCCCGCAGCCAGCCCCGUCCCCUCUGUCCCGCAGCCAGACGUCCCGGCUGUUCAAGCCCCUUUGGCUGAGAGGGGGGACAAAGACGGGGAGCGGGUGGAGCGAGUCGAAGCUAGCGCUGAGGAGGAGCCAGAGCUAGCUCGUCAGGCCAGCCCCCCCGUCCAGAGACCCGUAGCUGUAGCCCCGGAGCCUCCAGGCGAGGGAGAAGCCUCUCUGGCUGAGGUCGCUCCGUUAGUGCAGGAGGACCAGACUGAUAGGACAUCAUUACCUAUUAGGGACUAUUUCAGCAUGGAGGACAACAGAGUGGAUGAGCCCCACCUGUCCCUGUCCCACAUGGACCCUCCUGGAGGCGAGGACGUCCCCGUCGCACCUCCGCCGCUGGAAGGGGAGGCAGCAGCUGCUAUGCGUCCCUCCGUCAUCUCAGGCUACUCCAAGCAGUUUCAGAAGUCUUUGCCGCCGCGUUUCCUCAGACAGCAGGAGCAGAUGAAGCAGCAACAGUGGCAGCAGCAGCAGCAAAGUGGAGGCUCGGUGUCCCCCUCAGGUGGCGCCAGUGUUCCCGCCACCCAGCAGCAGCCCCACCGCUCCAUGUAUCAACCUAUGGGUCCCCACCACCAGCACCUGCCCUCCAUGGGCUUUGACCCCCGCUGGCUCAUGAUGCAAUCCUACAUGGACCCCCGCAUGAUGUCAGGCCGCCCCCCUAUGGACAUCCCUGCAAACAUUCACCCCGGGAGAAUGCCUCCGAAGCAGAUCGUACGCAGAGAACCCGGCGACAACUCCAGCUCCAGCUCCGACUCCUUUGACCACUUGUCCCGACCGGUGCGAGACCACGGGUUCCCCUCCGACUCGCGCAUGGUGUGGGGGUCGGAGCCGUACCCGCAGGCAGAGCCGCUGCCCUCCGUAACGCCCCCGAAGGGCCGCGACGAUAAUAAGGAGCAACGGAUGGACUCCAGUCUGGAUCUGGACAGGGCUCUGCCAGCUAUGUAUGCUCAGGAUCACGGCGCGGUGGACUCCCGUAAAAAUAACUUCUUUCGGGACUCUGAGUCCCUGUCUGCGUUCACUCAGGGCCUGGAGGACGUGUCGGGGCCUCUCGACAGGGCCCCCGUGAGCACGACCUUCGACGCCGACGAGCAAGGCUUGCCCAGCGGGGAGGAGGUGGAGGCGCUCGGUCAGGCCAUGCUCCAGAGAAGCGUCUCUCAGGGUUCCAGCCACUCCCUCAAGCUGGACGAGCCCAGGUUUGACGGCUUGCCCCUGCCAACAAAGUCUCUAGAGCUGCCGGACACGGGGGAGCGGGCUGCCGACAAGCCCCAAAGUGAGCUCUACCCCCAGGCCGCCGCAGCCAGCAGCAGGGCCACGCCUCCUGCCGACGGGUUACACAAACCAGAGAAGCUCCCUCUGCCGGCUCCCAGCAAGCAGAAAGCCGACCUCCGUUGGGGUGGGAGAUCGGGGUCGGGUCGCAGAGACGGACCCGGAGGAGACCGACCCGUCCGCAGGUCGGGCCCCAUUAAAAAGCCUGUCCUGAGGGACAUGAAAGAGGAGCGGGAGCAGAGAGAAGAGCGGGAGAAGCGUCACGAGAGGGGAGACAAAGGGGAGCGGCCCAAAAAGGAGCCGCCGGCUAAAGCUCCAUCUGCGGCUGCAGCCGUGUCUGAGAGCGUCCGCGCUCAGAGCGACGGGAAGAGGGAACCUGUGGAGGCGGAAGAAGCUCCAGCUGCCCACCACAGGCCCAGAGACUCACAGCCUUCUUCAGGGGUACCCACCUCUUCCUCGCAGGAGGAGAAAGCCGACAAGCCGCCCAGCAACGACAAACAUCCAGAACCAAAACUGCCCAGCCGCAAAGAAACGCAUCUCCCUGCGCGCUCCUUCAGAAGGGAGGACAGGGAGAGGGAGAGGGAGCGAGACAAGGAGGCUGACAAGGAGAGGGAGUGGCCCGUAGACGCCAACUUCAAAGGACGCGGCCGAGGAGAGUACUACUCCAGAGGGCGGAGCUACAGGGGGACGUACCGCGGCAGGGGAAGCCGCGGCCGCAGCCGGCCCGAGUACCCGUACCGAGAGCCGCGGCUCCGCUCCGACUUACCGUCAGCCGGAGGCGCCGCCGCCUUCCGCAACCGGGAGGAGAGCGAAACGCGCAGCGAGAGCUCCGACUUUGAAGUCAUUCCAAAACGCCGGCGGCGGCGCGGCUCGGACACGGACUCCGAAAGCGAAGGCGGCAGGGAAUCGGCCAGCGACACCGGGCCUUCUGACCGGGAGCCGAGCACCAAACCCAGCCGCCCGCUGAGGAGGGACCUCCUCGGCGAGGGCCGCUCAGGACCCCACAAGAUAGGCUUCGAGCCGCCUCACGUCGGGGAGAAGGCCGGCAUGAGGGGGGACGACGACAGCCGACCCAGACCAGGGUUUCUUCCUAAGGGGGAGCCUUCUCGGCGAGGAAGAGGAGGCUUAUACAGCAGACGAGGUGGCACGAGGGAGCGCGGCGGUCCCCGCUCGGCCCCUCUGAGGAGGCCAGGACCCAGAGACUCCUCGUCUCAGUGGCCUUCUAAACCCAUGGAGACCUUCAGGCCCGAGGACGCAGAGUCCUCCGCAAGAUACGACAACCCCCCUACCGAUCGACGGCCCCCCAAGCUGGAGGGAAAGAAAUUCGGAGAGGGGGGUCCUCAGAGCAGCCGCGAGAGGCCCCGUCGAUCCAGACCGGCCCGGCCCCCGCGGCAGGAUAAGCCUCCUCGCUUCAGGCGCUUGAAAGAGCGAGAGGCUGCGGUGAUGGGAAGUGGAGAUCCCGCCACCAGUCCCCCCGUUUCAUUGCCUUCUGUGCCCGCCGCCGCCACCAGCUCUGCCCCCGCCUCCGUCUCCCUCUCUCCAACAAUGUCCAGAGCGCCGGGGACUCCCCUGACCACGCCCGCUGAGGCUGCAGCCGGCGCGCCGCCACACGACCAAACAUCUAACUUAGACGCGUCGCUGCCUGAGACUGGCAGCCCCACCAUCGCUGCGGUGGGCAGCAAGUCCCCCGACCUGUCCAACCAGAACUCCUCGGACCAGGCCAACGAGGAGUGGGAAACUGCGUCCGAGAGCAGCGACUUCAACGAGAGGAGGGAACGGGAGGAGAGGAAAGGAGCGCUGGAGGCCGCUAACGAGGCGGCCUCCGCCUCCGCCCCGGCGCCCACGCCCCCUCAGGGCACGCUGACGCCUAGUAAGAGCCCGCCGGACGGAGGCGUGACGCCAAAGCGAGAGGGAUCCCAAGCAGCCAAGAGGAGUUUCUCCAGUCAGAGGCCGACGGAGAGGCAGAAUCGCAGAACGCAGAGCGGCGCCAAGACGGGCCGCAGUUAUGCAGGAGGCAAGGGAGAAAGGAGAGGAGGCGGCAAGCCUGGCCGCAAAGGGCCUGGAGCCCAGCAGAGCUCAGAGACGUCGGCCCCAGCAGCUGGAGGAGCCUCCCAGAGGCCCGCCAAAGAGCAGCCCACACGGCGCAAAGACGAGGCCAAGCAGACCGCCAAGAAGCCAAAGGAGAACGCGCUUUCUCAGUUUGAUCUCAACAAUUACGCAAGUGUUGUGAUUAUCGAUGACCAUCCUGAGGUGACCACCACAGAGGAUCCACAGUCCAGUGCCAACGACGACGGUUUCACAGAGGUCGUUUCCCGCAAGCAGCAGAAACGUCUGCAAGACGAAGAGAAACGCAAGAAGGAGGAGCAGACGUCUCAGACCUGGGGCAAGAAAGGCUCCAGCGAGAAGAGCCGAGGAAGUGGAGGAAAGCUGCCGCCAAGAUUUGCCAAAAAGCAGUCCUCCCAGCAGCAGCAGCAGCAUCCACAGCAGCAGCAGCAGCAGGCCGCUCAGCCUCCUGUUGCCUCGGCGCCCGCUGCUCCUCAGCAGCCGCCGUCGGCCGCCUCCGCCCCGCAGCAUCCUCACCACGCCCCCUCCCAACCCGCUGCUUCUCCUCAGACGCUGGAAGGGGCCGUGGCUCCGCUACCCUCCAUCCCCCCGGCUGCUGUGGAGUUCCCCUCCAAGAGUCUCCCCCCCGCGCCUGCACAGCCCCACAGCACUCUUGGUACAGAGCUGUGGGAGAACAAGGUGGCAGGCGCCACCGUCCUUCCCGAUGUCAAGAAACUGGGCCCCAUCAGUCCUCCCCAGCCCCCGUCUGUGAGCGCCUGGAACAAACCUUUGACCUCCUUUACAGGCACCGUGUCCCCAGAGGGCGGCAAGCCUGGAGCAGACGGCAGCGGCGAGUUGGGCAUAGACAGCAUUCAGUUUGGGGCGCCGUCGUCUGCAGGGAGCACCGACAGCGACGGCGGACCGGCGCUGCUGGAGACCGCCUCCGAGAGCAAACUACCUGCUCCUAAAGAACAGAGACAGAAGCAGCCCCGCACCGGUCCCAUCAAAUCCCAAAAGCUGCCCGACAUGGAGCCGGUGGAGCCCAAGGAGUACAAGCCGGGUCCCAUCGGUAAGGAGCGCUCUCUGAAGAACCGCAAGGCCAAAGACGCGCGCGGAGCCGAGGCUGAAGGGAUGGAGGGAGGCGUGUCUGCAGGAGGCGUCAGCAGAGCCACAGACUCCAGCCCCCCCACCAGCGACGCCACGGUACCAGAGCUGGGCGGGGACAUCGAGGGCAUGAUCACGGUCCCCUCAGCGGAGUACUCCAGUAACUCUAAGGAGUCGGUCACGGACUACACCACCCCCUCCUCCUCUCUGGCCGACAGCGUUCCCACGGGCGGGAACAAAAUGGAGGAGAGCUUAGUGGCCAAUGUGGCGCUGCCCCACUCGCUGCCCCUUCCUCGCAGAGAGACCCUGCAGCAGAGCUCCAGCCUCAGCACGGUUUCUCCUGCUACUGUCGACCUAACACUAAAGAUGGAGUCGGCUCGGAAAGCUUGGGAAAACUCCCCGAGUCUGGAGAAAAGCUCUCCGGUCACCUCCUCCUCCUCCCCCAUCACCUCCUGUGCUUCCUCAUACUCGUCCUUCUCCUCGGCCUCCAUGCCCCAGAUCCCUGUGGCGUCUGUAACCCCCAGUACCUCACUGUCAGGUUCUGGUACCUACACCACGUCGUCCCUCAGCACCAAGAGCACCUCCGCCUCCGACCCGCCCAACAUCUGCAAGGUGAAACCGCAGCAGCUCCAAGGUGGAAGCCUGUCCUCCUCCACCAGCAGCAGCAGCAGCUUCUCUCAGCUGGGCUGUGUGCCGCCCCUCCUGCCUCAGCAGCAGCAGACCCCGCAGGUGUACGUCUCCCAGGCUGCAGCAGGCUCUGCAGGUCAGAUUCCAGCCUUCUACGUGGACACCAGCCACCUCUUCAGCGCCCCCCACCCUCGUCUGGCUGCCCCGUCGCUGGCGCAGCAGCAAGGCUUCCAGCCCGGCCUCUCCCAGCCAACGGCGGUGCAGCAGAUUCCCAUUCCCAUCUACGCUCCGCUGCAAGGCCAGCCUCAGCACCAACACACCCACCAGGCUCAGCUAGGGCUCGGUACCGGUCCACCGGUUUCCCAGCCCCAGGACCUGUUCAGCUCUUACAGGUCGCAGCAGGCGUUCAUGCAGGGCAGCUUGUCUCAGCCGUCUAUGAUGCUGUCGGGCCCGUCGCUGCACAGCUACCCCGGGGUGCAAGGCCCCGACCUGGGCAAGCCUCAGUCCAGCCUGGCCUACCAGCAGCCCUCCUCCACCCAGCACAUUCCCAUCCUGUUCGAGCCGCAGCUCAACCAGGCCUCGGGGCUGGGAGGCUCGCAGCUCAUCGACACGCACCUGCUGCAGCAUGUGGCGUUGCUCUCUGCUCAGGCGCGACAGGGGAUGAGUCAGCAUUCGAACCUGUACUCGGGCCAGGUGCAGCAGCACGGCCAGAGCAGCUACUACAGCAGCACUCAGUCUCCCAGCUCCGCCCUGCAGCAGGUAACCGUCCCUCUGCCCGGCUCCCAGCUCUCUCUGCCCAACUACGGUUCGGGGGGAGGUCAGCCCCUGCUGGCUCUGCCUCCUACUCCCCCCCAGGGCCAGCCUCCCAACAUGAACCGGCAGCCCCCGGUCUCUCAGCCCUACCGAGGCAUCAUGGGUCCCAACCACAGCAUGAUGCAGCCUCCAACCAGCAAGAUGGACAUGGAUCUGAAGCUGUUCGGCAGCGCCAUGGACGUGAAGCCGGGGACUCCUCCGGUCGGCGGCAGGAGCACCACGCCCACCUCCAGCCCUUACAGGGCCAGCUCCACCUCUCCCAGCAGCCAGUCCAGUAAGAUGAACAGCAUGCUGUACCAGAAGCAGUUCCAGCCCAGCUCUGCAGCCCUGAGAAUGACGCAGCACUUCCCCAGCCAGUUCAACCCACAGAUUCUGUCUCAGCCCAGCAUCGUCUCUCCUCUGGUUCGCCCUCCUCACGCCAACUCCUUCGGAGGAGGCGUCCAUCGUUCUUCCAUGGGUCCUCCCAUUUCCCCCAACGUGGGCGGCGGCCUGAUGCCCCACCCCCGACCUCAGCACCCGCAGCACAGUCAGCAUCCCCCCCGAGGGCCUGCGGGUUCGUCCCUCCCCCCCAGGGGCACACAGGCGGCCCUGAAGGCGGAGCAGGACCUGAAGGCCAAGCAGCGCGCCGAGGUCCUUCAGUCCACUCAUAAGUUCUUCUCAGAGCAGCAGCAGCAGCAGCUGAAGGCCCCUCAAGUCAGCAAGCCCCCCCGGCUCGACCAAGGAGGGAAAGCUCCGCUCGACCCUUCGGCCUCCAACCACCAGGCAGCUGUGGAGCGCCCAGACGGCGACAAACCCCCCGUCUCCACGGCCAAGCCCGUUCGGACUGGCCCCAUUAAACCGCAGGCCAUCAAACCAGAAGAGGGCAAGUAAAGGCUCCCCGCCCCGCUGAGAGGGAAGACGGACUCUACCCCCGUGUUCACAAUCACAGCCUCAUAUCACCCCGGAGGACGGUGUGGGGCCGGAGGUCCAGGUGGUGGCGCUACGAACAGAGGGCACUGUCAUAUAAAGUGUAAUCCUCUUCCUCCUUUCUCCUCGCCUCGCCUCGCUGCAGGGGGGGGGGGCGACUUUCAUCGUACGUAGAUGCUGAUAAACUUUGCUGCUCAAGUCGCUCCAUAGAAAUCCACCAUCUGAUCGACAGAGUGGGAGAGAAAUCUGAGAAUCGCUGCUGUUAGCCGUUUUUAUAGCUAAUUUUAGUCAUCCCCCCCCCCCCAUUAGCCUGAGACGUAUUAUAGGAGAAACAUGUUUCUGUUUACAAAUAAAUCAAUCCAAUUUGCUUUCCUAAGAGAAGAUAUCAUACUGAGGCACACCUUUUUGUUUGACCAGUCGUAACUAAUCCAGAAGAACGUGUGCUUGAACGGUUAAGAGGCGCGUGCUGCCCCCGCAUCCCAAAAAGUUUUUGUUUUACCACGAUGGAAAUGUGAACCUUGGCAGCGUUUGAUCGAGUGUCCUGAUUGAUUUCCUGAUUUGUCUGCCUACGAGCCUUCGCUCCCGCCUCGUGCUCUCGUCUCCUCGCCUGAGAACGAAACGCGCGUCGAGGCGCAAGGGGAGAAGUUUGCCGCUGGACUCUCCUGUAUUUUUGUUUUUGUUUUUUUUUUUCUUUAGCCAAAGGUUAAAACGCCGCGUUGUUGGGUGGGGGGGGAGUGACAUGGCAACGCCGCGGCAGCAGUUGGGAGCGUGCUCGCAGGAUUUAGUGUGAUGGCGUGGGAUCGUUUAUUCACAGCUGCUCUGUUGUCACACAACCUUGCUCUGCUUUCACACCCAUCCCAGUGUUGUCACGCAAACACCUGUACACACACACACACACACACACACACACAACUUUACAGGAGCACCCAGAGCUGCUGCUGAUGGCUGCUUUCAGGGCCCUUAGCUGGUGUUUUAGCAGGACAGGGCUGUCUAGUAGGGAAAGACGCAGAGUUGACCGUUUUUAUUUUAGGUUUUUUUUUUUUUUUUUUUUUUUUCCUCUGAGCAUGCAUGUUGACCUUCAUAAGGAGGAGGAACAGAAACGGGACGAAGAACAAGAAAAAAAGAUGAAGCCGGAGGCCACAGGCACCGAAGCGGCUGUGCAGAAGGGACACUUUACUGUUUUGUUUGUCUUUACUGAUGAGAGCAAUCAGUGCUGGUUUUCUUUCUCCGCCUCACUUCCGCUGGCUGUCGUCACCGCAGCAACGCUCUCAUCUUGGGGUCGCAGAGACGAGGGUCCUUCAGAAAUGUACAGUAGUAUGCACCCUGAGAUGGCGAGGGACUCCCCUCUCACCUGCCCCCCGCCGGGGGGGGGGAGAAGACUCCUUCAUUUGGAGGAGAGGGAGGGGAAUUAUUAUUUUUUUUGUUGUUGUUGUACAGGGGUUUCAUCACUGUAUUAAGAUAUGUACGGUCUUAUUUACAUUCUCUUGGUUUGGUUACAGAAACUAAUAAAAAUAAUAUACUGUUGAAA
Molecule: messenger RNA, 10391 nt
Organism: Fundulus heteroclitus (mummichog)
Lineage: Eukaryota; Metazoa; Chordata; Actinopteri; Cyprinodontiformes; Fundulidae
Gene: prrc2c
Product: proline-rich coiled-coil 2C
Exons: 34
Coding region: 440-8827 (2795 amino acids)
Biological process (GO): cell differentiation
Source: RefSeq, a predicted model, not a curated record